This is a messenger RNA of Sclerotinia sclerotiorum 1980 UF-70, 2838 nucleotides long. RefSeq lists its product as hypothetical. The record is from RefSeq and is a predicted model, not a curated record. The transcript has 4 exons. Lineage: Eukaryota; Fungi; Ascomycota; Leotiomycetes; Helotiales; Sclerotiniaceae. The coding region runs from base 1 to 2838 and encodes 945 amino acids.
AUGGCAUUGGCAAAUGAGAUAUUAAUCUGUGGAACCGAUUUCUCAAGGUAUGCCAGGAUUAAAUACUCCGUACUGGGUUACAAAGUAGAUACUGUGCCUUCCUGUACCUGGUACAUUGGUACUGUCAUCAUGCAGACUCAAUCCUCCACCUCCAGUACUACAACAAUCAUGGCUUAUCCACCUCGACCUGAGUCACAAAGUCCUACUUUAACGGAACCAGAUAUGAUUCUUCCAUUACAAAAUGAAACGACUUAUGAUUCUGAAUCAUCUUCGCGGCAUACCUCUUUUCAAUUUGCUUCCAUGUCGGAAGAUGCAUGGCAACGGCCAGCCGAUUCCAAAUAUCAAAGUGGGCUGCCGUCUAAGACACCAACUACGCCGAUUAUAUAUGGGAAUGGAACAAUGUUAUCAGAUAUAGGCGAGGUUACAGAGGCGGAAAGUACACCAGCGAAGAAAUUACCUGGUCCUGCCGAGCGAAGGUUUAUCAAGCAGCAACAACUUCAAAACGGUCAUCGAGUAAGCUCAGUAUCAUUGGGACAUGAAUUGAGAAGAUCUGGAACCAAGACUGGAACGCACGAGAGGAAAAUAUCUGUGGAAUCAGCAAGUACUAUUACUUCAGAACCACAAUCUGCGAUGUUUGAAGAUAUCGAUGAUACAGUCAGCGUGGAUGAUAGUAAUUUCCAGGGUGAUGAUGAGGAGAGUGUGGCGGAAUCUUAUACGGACACUUAUCGCGAAGAGCUUGUCGAAACGGAAACACGUAGAUUAUCGCGCAGGGAAGGAAAUUUUGAAGAUGGGGAGGAUGAUCAAAAUUCAAGUGCUGCUUUGAGUAGAAGGGCCGAACAAAUUUUAUUGAAUGCCAAACGUCGACUCAAUAAUAUGGAGGGGAAUUUAACACGAGCGCGAAGCUCCCUUUAUGUAACGCCUUCUAUUUCCAUGCCUUCGAUUUACAGCAGUAGUCCUUUAACCAAUCCAUCUCUCUUACAAAUCGACCGGCGCAUAAGUGGUGUACCUUCAAGACAACGAUCAUUUUCUAGUUUCCAUACAAGCUCGGCAGCUUUGAGUCCUGGUCAUUCGAGGGUUUGGAGCGAAAAUAAUAUAUCUCCCUCACGAGCAACGGCAUUCCCAGUUCGUGCCUCAAGCGCGGCAGCUACGUAUAGAACUAGAAGUAGUAUGGGCUCGCACGCAUCAAAUCCAGCAUCGCCAGGUUCCCCGCCAAUCAUCAAGGAGGAGAGUAAUGGAAAUAUAAGGCCAAUAGGAUCCGGUCGAUCUUCACCACAUAACAGGGUAUCCCCCUCUCAAGCAUCGUAUCUUGAACCUCUGGUCGAGGAUGGGGUUCCCGAAUUUGAUGACAGGACUAAUGGCUGGACUAAUCCUGAUAGAGAUUAUUCAACCGUACGAGAAGGACGCUUGAGUCGUUCUUCGUCAACUUCAAGCAUUAGAAUGCAGGAUAUACAGCAUCAAAUGCAUGACCUGAAAGGAAGAUUGUCAGCUUUGCGAGAUCGUGCGAGGGAUGAUAAUAUGAAACGUCGCAGUCUCCAAAGUUUACGGACGCCUAGUCCAUUCACGGCCGGGGAGCAGUGGUACAAUGGAGGUGUUAAUGGUCAGGACGCAAAGACAGAUUCAGUGGUAGAUCACGGUCAAUCGAAUGGAGCUCAGAAUGGCGAUUCUUCCAAGGAUACAUACUCUGUACACCUGUCCCAGUCAUCUACAAGACAAGCUCCAAACUAUCCCAAAUCAGAUGCUACGAGCAUAUAUGAAGAUGUGGACGAGAGCCAAGUGAAAUCACCUGAAUUAUCGAGCCCACGUCAAAAUCAUACACCGAUAGUGGAAGAAGAGGGCUAUGACACGUGUUCAGAAGAGUCGGAAAUUUCAAGCAACCAUAGCUACAAUGACGAUCGUGAAGAAUUCAAUGAGUUUGACCAUGAGGACAACAGUGAUGCAUCAAUUUAUCACGAAUCAGUGACCGAGCAGAUAUCACACGAGGAUCGUGAAGAUGCAUUUGAUUACGAACAUUUCUUCCUACAUAGCGCAAUGGGUACGAUGAGUCGGGAAAGAAGAGGAAGUAUUACCUCAGAGGAUUCCGUAGAAACAACACGAGGACCAACAGCUCCAAUGCCUCUUGUGGAGAAUGAUCAUGACCCUAGUCAACGAUCAUCCGUGGUUCAUCUUAGAUCCGACAGUAACGCUUCUAUUUCUACUCUAGCCACUUUUGCGACUGCCAAGUCAAAUAUGGACGAUGAAGAAAGUAGUGAAGAUGAGGAAUAUCCUUUCGAUUCAACAGCUCCUUAUACCGAUAUACGUAAUCAUAACGCUCCGGACUCACCCACAAUCGCUCCUUAUAAUUCAAAAAGAGCCGGUUCUAUUGGAAACAAAAGAUCAACAUUUGGCUCUUUGCCCAGAAACACCGCAAUCCAUGACUAUAACGACAUUGGAAUAGCUCGAGGCUCUGGAUUAUACGAUAUUGACAUCAGACCCGACCUACACUCUAGAAAUCGCUCCCUCGAUUCUGUUACCUCUAACAGCACUGCUCGUAGCUUCCCUCUUUCCACCAAACUCAGAGAAUAUCCAAAUAACUUCACCCCACCUGGUACCGCCUCUAGUACCCCUUGUCAUCCAACACGCACCACAUCCCUAGAAAAUAAUCGCAACAAGGCACGAACUUCACCAACCCAGAUGCUUUCCAACGAUGAUCAAAUUCUCGUCGAGCGAUUAGUCGCUAGUCUGGGAAAAUGUAUCUUGGGUUUACAGAAUACGGAAGCGGGAAAUUAUGAUUCUAGAAUUUGGAGACGAAGAUUAGAUGCUGCAAGGAGGGUUUUAGACGGUGAAGAGGGAGCUAUUUAA